Messenger RNA from Myripristis murdjan (pinecone soldierfish), 2423 nucleotides. RefSeq names its product pre-mRNA processing factor 19 (gene prpf19). Gene Ontology annotation, biological process: mRNA splicing, via spliceosome; protein ubiquitination; DNA repair. The transcript has 16 exons. NCBI's taxonomy places the organism in Eukaryota, Metazoa, Chordata, Actinopteri, Holocentriformes, Holocentridae. Gene Ontology annotation, cellular component: cytoplasm; U2-type catalytic step 1 spliceosome; Prp19 complex. Gene Ontology annotation, molecular function: ubiquitin protein ligase activity; protein binding. The record is from RefSeq and is a predicted model, not a curated record. The coding region runs from base 151 to 1668 and encodes 505 amino acids.
GCAGUAGGGAGUUGUAGCGGCAAUGAAAGGACAGCGUGCCACUUCCAACUUCACCAAAACAUAAAUAAAGUCCACCUCAGCUAUUAUCUCCACUUGAAAAGGCUCGCGUAAUUUGGUUUCCAGAAGAGGCGUGCAGAAGGACGUUUGGAAAUGUCGCUGGUUUGUGCGAUUUCCAACGAGGUCCCGGAGCACCCGUGCGUGUCCCCGGUGUCCAACCAGGUGUUUGAGCGCCGGCUGAUAGAGAAGUACAUCGCCGAGAAUGGGACGGACCCGAUGAACGGCCAGCCGCUCUCCGAGGAGCAGCUCAUAGAUAUCAAAGUGUCCCAUCCUAUUCGGCCAAAGGCGCCCUCGGCAACAAGCAUCCCUGCCAUCCUCAAGUCCCUUCAAGAUGAGUGGGAUGCAGUCAUGCUUCACAGUUUCACUCUGAGGCAACAACUGCAGACCACCCGCCAGGAGCUCUCUCACGCUCUCUACCAACAUGAUGCCGCCUGCAGAGUCAUCGCUCGACUCACCAAAGAGGUCACCGCUGCCAGAGAGGCUCUUGCCACACUCAAGCCCCAAGCUGGAUUGGUUGCACCACAGGCAGUGCCCGCCUCUCAGCCAGCUGCAGUGGGUGCUGGUGGAGAGCCGAUGGAGAUCAGUGAACAGGUGGGAAUGACCCCUGAGAUCAUCCAGAAGCUCCAAGACAAAGCCACUGUCCUCACCACAGAGAGAAAGAAGAGAGGAAAGACUGUUCCAGAAGAGCUGGUUAGGGCUGAGGAUCUGAGCAAGUAUCGCCAAGUGGCCUCCCAUGCUGGCCUCCACAGUGCCAGCGUGCCUGGAAUCCUGUCUCUGGAUUUGUGUCCCUCAGACACCAACAAAGUGCUCACCGGUGGUGCGGAUAAGAAUGUGGUGGUGUUUGACAAGAAUGAGGAGCAGAUUGUGGCCACACUCAAGGGUCACACCAAGAAGGUCACCUCUGUCAUCUACCAUCCAUCCCAGUCUGUGGUUUUCUCUGCAUCUCCAGACAGCACCAUCCGUGUGUGGUCUGUCUCUGGAGGAAACUGUGUCCAGGUGAUUCGUGCUCACGAGGCGGGCGUCACCGGGCUCUCCCUUCAUGCCACUGGGGACUACCUGCUCAGCUCCUCCGAGGACCAGUAUUGGGCAUUUUCUGAUAUCCAGACUGGUAGAGUCCUCACCAAAGUCACUGAUGAGAGUGCUGGCUGUGCUCUCACCUGUGCUCAGUUCCAUCCUGAUGGUCUCAUUUUUGGCACUGGGACAGCAGACUCCCAAAUUAAGAUUUGGGAUCUGAAGGAGCGCACCAAUGUGGCCAACUUCCCCGGCCACUCUGGCCCUGUCACUUCCAUUGCUUUCUCUGAGAACGGAUACUACCUGGCCACAGGUGCUCAGGAUAGCUCUCUGAAGCUGUGGGAUCUGAGGAAACUAAAGAACUUCAAGACCAUCGCUCUGGACAACAACUAUGAGGUCAAGUCCCUCGUGUUUGACCAGAGCGGUACUUACCUGGCUGUGGGAGGAUCAGACAUCCGGGUCUACAUCUGCAAGCAGUGGUCUGAGGUCCUCAACUUCUCUGAGCACUCAGGUCUGGUGACUGGCGUGGCCUUCGGAGAGAACGCUCAGUUCCUGACCUCCACAGGAAUGGACAGGAGCCUCAAAUUCUACAGCUUGUAGACUGUAGAGGAGGAUUAGACGAGGACAGAGCUGACAGAGAGAGUUGGGUGGGAUUGGGAGAGACGGCGUUAACAUGCUUUUGAGCAGUCAUGAGCCUGGACUCAGAUUUAGCAUAGUGCUGUAAUUUAAAAAAACACAAAAAAGAAGAAAAAAAAAAACAAUCUCUUUUGGAUCUGCUUCUUUAGUGUCUUAGUCUUGAUGUCCAGGAAAGAGAUCUUACAAAGUGUCUGACCAAAUGGCCUGUGACUGCUGUUGGUUGAGAUUUUGGGUUUGAAAUCUAAAUGAUGUUUCUGUGAUACUGAAAUGACGCACAGAAGCCAGUGUAAUGUUCUGUUAUUUUUACUGUAUGGUUUUUUUUUUUUUUUUUCUUUUGGAGAGGAGGAGGGGAGGUCCAGGAUACUUAUGAUACAGCUCCAAAGUGUUCUAUACCGUUAAAAAAAAUGGUGUGUAACAACAAUCUGCUUUGCUUUUUAAUGUAGGCGACCAUGAAUAUGUGUAGGUUAUGAUGAAAACAUGUCUGUAGUGAUGUACAGUCAGACGCAGGAUGAACAGAUGUACGAGAUUCCCCACUUUCACUUCAUGUAAUCAGAAAAUAAUGCAGGCUUGUUUUACCUCCCCUCAAAUUCCCCCCUCAUUUCAUCUUUUGUGUACCCUAUCAUUUCCCCCAAUUGUAUAUUUCUUAAUGUUUCCUCUUUUACCUGUUGCAGCUCCUCCCUUUUACAACAAAAUAAACUAUCUUUUGUAAUGCCAUUAAA